AGUUUUUCGGUGCCUCGAUCCUAAACAAUGGAAAGACUUAGCAUAAGUUUAGGGUACGUCCAAUUGCUCGGCUCCCAUUCAACUCAAAUGUUUUACGGAGUAGACCUCACCUGUUUACAUGAUUGACUUGACUUACCCUACACCAAUUUUUCAUGAUCAAGUCAAUAGAUCAACAAUAACGACAGCAUUGGUAGAGCGACCUAGCAAAGGUGAACUAAACGAAUGCAGCGUUCUUUCGAGCUCAGAUGCUGUUAGCAUGUUCCGUGAUGAGUGAUCCUUCGGCAUAUAAAUGCAGGGAUUCAACGGUGGUUGCUCGUUCUCACGCAAAAUAAGCACUUGCACAUGAUGACUGAACAAGUCUAAACACCAACUGGAAUCAUCACUUCCUAUUCAUAUUGUAUCUGUAAGUGAUUACAUUCACAAGACAAAUAUACCACCAACAUAAAGCUGCACAGCCGAGGCGAUGAUGAGUGAACCACCUCGAGACAAUGAUUCCAAAAAACAUGAUUACCUAAUCCCGAAAAUCUAGCACAUUGCAUCAUCGUAUUUUUCAUGGUCGCCGAAUUAAUCCCACUCAAUCGCCCAUGACAAAGCAAACUCGCCCUCCACAGUCCAGCAUUAUAGCCCAGUACAGCCAAAUCAACCUCUAUCUGACGUAGAAUAAAUACCUCCACCCCACUUUCCCUUCUCCUACAUCAAAGCCAUCUCGCUCUCCUCUAUGAAUUUCUUUAGAUCAUUCUUCACUCGCGCAACAAGCCCAGGCACAAUGACUCAAGCAUCCACCAAGGUUCAGCAGCUCAUCGACAACAACUCUGUUGUUGUCUUCUCCAAGUCUUACUGCCCUUACUGCAAGCAGACCAAGAAGACUCUGGAUGAGCUUAACGCCGAGUACGAGCUCCUCGAGCUUGACGAAGUUUCCGACGGCUCUGCCCUCCAGGAUGCUCUUGAGCAAAUCUCUGGCCAGCGCACUGUUCCCAAUGUCUACAUCAAGCAGCAGCACAUUGGCGGCAACUCUGACGUUCAGAGCCUAAAGUCUGGUGGAAAGCUUGCUUCCCUGCUCAGGGAGGCCGGUGCCCUGAAGGCGUAAGAAACAUCAAAACAAAUGUCGGACACGUUGGGCUAAGGGCUUCAGUUCUAAGCUCUAGGCAUGUCUUUGUAGACCGUAUGCGGCACAUAGAUAUCGGUUGCACCUGAAGAUUAGACGGUAUUACAAGAUGGGUGGAUGACCCAGAUGAGUUGAAUUCAUGACCCUUUACAAAGACUUGCUGGCUUGUGCCUAGUGAUACAUGGCUUAAUUCCGUAAUGUACAUCUUUUUUGCUGUGGUUUGACCCUCUCACAAAACCUGGGUGGCAACAGUACCAACAGGUCUUUCGACAAACUCCAUGACGCCAUUAAUAAUGUUCUUCCUAGCCUCCUCUGACGCAACCUUCUUACCAGAGAGGUAGUUGAGCCACAGCAGCCUUGAAAGUCGCUCAUCCUCAACAGUUCCCAGUGUAGACUUGACAGACUCCUUGCGAGUGCCAUCAGUGUAAGUGAUGGUCAACUUUCCAGCAGCAUCUC
Messenger RNA from Fusarium verticillioides 7600, 1561 nucleotides. RefSeq names its product glutaredoxin 3. The record is from RefSeq and is a predicted model, not a curated record. The coding region runs from base 719 to 1087 and encodes 122 amino acids. Gene Ontology annotation, molecular function: glutathione disulfide oxidoreductase activity. Lineage: Eukaryota; Fungi; Ascomycota; Sordariomycetes; Hypocreales; Nectriaceae. Gene Ontology annotation, cellular component: cytoplasm; nucleus. Gene Ontology annotation, biological process: cellular response to oxidative stress. The transcript has 3 exons.